CGCGGCCGCCAGAGCCGGCGCAGGGGAAGCGCCGCGGCCCCGGCAGCAGCAGCGGCCGCCUCCUCCAACGUCUCCUGGGCCCGCAGCCCGCGGUCCCGCGGCCCCGGGGCCGGCACCUCUCGGGCUCCGGCUCCCCGCGCGCAAGAUGGCUGACCCGGCUGCGGGGCCGCCGCCGAGCGAGGGCGAGGAGAGCACUGUGCGCUUCGCCCGCAAAGGCGCUCUCCGGCAGAAGAACGUGCACGAGGUGAAGAACCACAAAUUCACCGCCCGCUUCUUCAAGCAGCCCACCUUCUGCAGCCACUGCACCGACUUCAUCUGGGGCUUCGGGAAGCAGGGAUUCCAGUGUCAAGUUUGCUGCUUUGUUGUGCACAAGCGGUGCCAUGAAUUUGUCACAUUCUCCUGCCCUGGCGCUGACAAGGGCCCAGCCUCUGAUGACCCCCGGAGCAAACAUAAGUUUAAGAUCCACACAUACUCCAGCCCCACGUUUUGUGACCACUGUGGUUCACUGCUGUAUGGACUCAUCCACCAGGGGAUGAAAUGUGACACCUGCAUGAUGAACGUCCACAAGCGCUGUGUGAUGAACGUCCCCAGCCUCUGUGGCACAGACCACACGGAGCGCCGUGGCCGCAUCUACAUCCAGGCCCACAUCGACAGGGAGGUCCUCAUCGUCGUUGUAAGAGAUGCUAAAAACCUUGUACCCAUGGACCCCAAUGGCUUGUCAGAUCCCUACGUAAAACUGAAACUGAUUCCUGACCCCAAAAGUGAGAGCAAGCAGAAGACCAAAACCAUCAAGUGCUCCCUCAACCCUGAGUGGAAUGAGACAUUUAGAUUUCAACUGAAAGAAUCAGAUAAAGACAGGAGACUGUCCGUAGAGAUUUGGGAUUGGGAUCUGACCAGCAGGAAUGACUUCAUGGGAUCUCUGUCAUUUGGCAUUUCUGAACUGCAGAAAGCCGGUGUCGAUGGCUGGUUUAAGUUACUGAGCCAGGAGGAAGGUGAAUACUUCAAUGUCCCCGUGCCGCCAGAAGGAAGUGAGGGGAAUGAGGAACUGAGGCAGAAAUUUGAGAGGGCCAAGAUCGGCCAGGGAACCAAGGUUCCAGAAGAAAAGACGACCAACACCAUAUCCAAGUUUGACAACAAUGGCAACAGGGACCGGAUGAAACUGACUGAUUUUAACUUCCUGAUGGUGCUGGGGAAAGGCAGCUUUGGCAAGGUCAUGCUCUCGGAGCGGAAAGGCACAGAUGAACUCUACGCCGUGAAGAUCCUGAAGAAGGACGUCGUGAUCCAAGAUGACGACGUGGAGUGCACCAUGGUGGAGAAGCGGGUGCUGGCCCUGCCUGGGAAGCCGCCCUUCCUCACCCAGCUCCACUCCUGCUUCCAGACCAUGGACCGCCUGUACUUCGUGAUGGAGUAUGUGAACGGAGGUGACCUCAUGUACCACAUCCAGCAAGUCGGCCGGUUUAAAGAGCCUCAUGCUGUAUUUUACGCUGCAGAAAUUGCCAUCGGUCUAUUCUUCUUACAGAGCAAGGGCAUCAUUUACCGUGACCUAAAACUUGACAAUGUGAUGCUGGAUUCUGAGGGGCACAUCAAGAUCGCUGACUUUGGCAUGUGUAAGGAAAACAUCUGGGAUGGGGUGACAACUAAGACGUUCUGUGGCACUCCAGACUACAUCGCCCCUGAGAUAAUUGCUUAUCAGCCCUAUGGGAAGUCCGUGGAUUGGUGGGCAUUUGGAGUCCUGCUGUAUGAAAUGUUGGCUGGACAGGCGCCCUUCGAAGGGGAGGAUGAGGAUGAACUCUUUCAGUCCAUCAUGGAACACAACGUGGCUUAUCCAAAGUCCAUGUCCAAGGAGGCUGUGGCCAUAUGCAAAGGGCUGAUGACCAAACACCCAGGCAAACGUCUGGGUUGUGGCCCUGAAGGUGAACGUGACAUCAAAGAGCAUGCGUUUUUCCGGUAUAUUGAUUGGGAGAAACUUGAACGCAAAGAGAUUCAGCCCCCAUAUAAGCCAAAAGCUUGUGGGCGAAAUGCUGAAAACUUCGACCGAUUUUUCACCCGCCAUCCACCAGUCCUAACACCUCCUGACCAGGAAGUCAUCAGGAAUAUUGACCAAUCAGAAUUCGAAGGAUUUUCCUUUGUUAACUCUGAAUUUUUAAAACCUGAAGUCAAGAGCUAAGUAGAUGUGUAGAUCUCCGUCCUUCAUUUCUGUCAUUCAAGCUCAACGGCUAUUGUGGUGACAUUUAUUUUAUUUUUUUUCAUUGCCAAGUCGCAUCCAUGUUUGAUUUUCUGAUGAGACUAAAGUGACCGUGUUUCAGGACCCAAAUGUCCUCAGGUAGUUUGGAGCCUCUCUACAAGAUGGGAUUAUGCAGAUGGCGUAUGGAAAAUGCUGCUGCAUAAUUAACACCUUAUCAAAGUCCUCUUAACAAUUCAUUUCCUGCAGCAUGUCAGCUAAGUAGACCCAGUGGGGAACGAAAAUGCCUGCUUUCUUCCCCUCUUUCCCUGCACUGCCGUUUUCCCCCCAACCAUCCCAUCUAGAUCCUUCCUACCAAAUACGUGGGUAAUCGAAUGCUAGCAGUGUUCUUCCACGUCCGGCCUGGAGCGUGGCUUGUACCCAAGUAUAUGGUUGCUUUGGCCUAGAGGGGUCCUUCUCUUCUAUCUCUUCUGGAGACAUCAGAGCCUGGAAAAGAACAUGCUCCUAAUAAAAUCUUAUCUGUUUUUCUUUUUUAACUCAAAACUAAGAAGAUCAUCUACGUUCUAAAAUUCCAAGAGUGUGCUUCUAGAUAAUUUCCAUCUAAAAGCACUUCAGGGGGUCAAAAGGCAACCGGCUUGGGUGCUAUCUCGGUGUUGUAAUUUCUGACACUAUAUGUCUCUGGUCACCUUCAUUCCCAAACUACUGAAAGAGGGCAUUUGGCACGGCUCCCUGAAAGACACGGUCACUCUAGCAAGGUCCCGAAGGGCCAUGGUUUUACAUGACAUUUCAAACUUUAUUUGCUUUGGGAUUUUGUUUCUGUUGUUCAAAUGCAAAAAAAA
Molecule: messenger RNA, 3021 nt
Organism: Otolemur garnettii (small-eared galago)
Lineage: Eukaryota; Metazoa; Chordata; Mammalia; Primates; Galagidae
Gene: PRKCB
Product: protein kinase C beta
Exons: 17
Coding region: 146-2167 (673 amino acids)
Biological process (GO): protein phosphorylation
Molecular function (GO): diacylglycerol-dependent serine/threonine kinase activity; ATP binding; zinc ion binding
Source: RefSeq, a predicted model, not a curated record